Oryza sativa Japonica Group (Japanese rice) is the source of this 816-nucleotide messenger RNA. The record is from RefSeq and is a predicted model, not a curated record. Lineage: Eukaryota; Viridiplantae; Streptophyta; Magnoliopsida; Poales; Poaceae.
AUGGCGGUCGCGGUGCUCGUGGAGGUGGCGGCAGUCAUGGACGAAGCGGAGGAGGCGCCGGGCGCGGAGGACGGCAAGAACCUUUCAAGAAAGCCUGUGGAAAUGGCGCCCUCCGCCGCCGCCGCCGUCUACCGGCCGUCCGCGCUCUCCAUCUCGCCGCCGGCGCACGACGACGCCUACAGCGGCGGCGGCGGUGGCGGAGCUCCUCUCCAGCUCCACCUCGACUCCUUCCAUGCCUCGACGUCGCCGCCGCCGUCCUACCACAGGUACGCGCACACCAGCACGCCGCUCUUCCCAGCGUCCGGCGGCUAUGGCUGGUUGUCGUCCAAGGAGCAUUGCCUCACCCUCGGCGGCGCAGCCGACCUGAGCUUGGACAAACCGGCGGACCACCACCACCACGACACCACGUCGGCGACGACGACGGAGAAGCCCCUGUGGCGAUUCUUGGACGAGUGGCCGCGCAGCGACGACGGGAGGACGCCGUGGGACGGCACGCAGCUCUCCAUCUCCAUCCCCACCGCCGCCGCCUCGUCCCCCGAUCUCGCCAUCGCCGGCGCCGCGUCGCGCUACCACAACAACGGUACGUGCGUUGCAUUGCAUCCAUGGCUCCAUUGCACGACCGAUGUUUCACUCACCACUGAGGCACUGAUCGAUCGAUUCUCGUUUUUCUUGUUUCAUGAUCGAUCAACCGACCAGGCGACCGUCUGCGGACGAACGAGUGUUGAUCCGGCGAGUUUGGUUGCUGCAUUCCUGAGACGCGAUGGCACAAGCAGACGAGUAGCAGUAUCAUCGAUCAGAUCAAAUGCAUUGGCUUGA